UUUGAGGGAGUGUGCGUGUGUGUGUGUACGAGUGUGUGUGUGUGGAGCAGCCAACACACACUUACAUUCGCUCACAACAUGGCGAUGAAGCGCCGAGAGACACGACGGCUCUCUCCCCACUAAAUGCAACCAUGUUCUGAGUGAAAGCAGGGUACUAUGCCAAAGGGAAAUACAUUAACUAAUAGCCAACUAAUAGUCUAUUUCAGAGAGGAUCUAAUUGCGGAUUCCAUUAUAUGCAUGUUGCUAGCGAUAUAGCUGGCUGUAGAGACCCGCACGCUGCUUUACCCCUCUGCUGGAAAUCAAUGCUUUACAUGGCGGUGGAGGCUAUCUGGGUUUUCUAUCUACUUUCGUUGGGCUUCUGUGGACCAUCCGUUCAAGAGAAGCCUGUAACGGUGGAGCUAAGCUGUGGGGCGGGGCCUGUCCUUGUGGUGCUGGAGCCAGGACAGCCCCUGCUGCUGGACUGUCACCUGGGGGCCACGUCACUGGACACGCCCCUCAACGUCACCUGGCUGCAGGAUGGGCUCCCCGUGCUGGAGGGGGAGGGGAACUCCCUCAGGACCCUUGCCAACGGAUCACUGCUGGUGCUGCCCACCUCUAUGGAUGGUCGGACACCUCAAGGGGUGGAGGGGGGCUACAGCUGUGUGAGCGCCGGCCCCUUUGGAGCCCUGACCAGCCGCACCAUUGCCGUUCACCUGGCCACGCUGUCUCGUUUCCAUCAGGACCCAGAGGCCCAGGUGGUGCCCCUUGGGGGUGCUUCCCGCUUUGAGUGCCAGAUAGACGGAGUGCCCACACCAAGGAUAACCUGGGAGAAGGACCAGGAACCCAUCCCCAGCCAGCCUAGGUUCAUCUCUCUCCCUAACGGUGUGCUCCAGAUCUUGGGGGCGGUUAAGGAGGAUGGGGGUGCGUACCGCUGUGUGGCCUCCAACUCUGCCCGGAAACGCUUCAGCCAGGAUGCCAUCCUCACUGUCACUACAGGUCCUGGCCCUGCCCAAAGUGAGGUAGUGAUUGUGGCACCUCCUCAGAAUGCCACAGUGGUGCAGGGGCGUCCAGCAGUGAUGGAGUGCAUGGCCCAGGGAGGGCAGCCCAAACCCCUGGUGUCCUGGAGCAGACAGGAUGGGAAGCCCAUCGCCACCGACGUGGUUGUCCUGGAAACCAACCUGGUGAUCCCCAACACACGCCGUUACCAUGCGGGGGUCUACGUCUGCCGUGCCAACAAACCAAAGACCCGCGAGUUUGUCAUCGCUGCGGCUGAACUGCAUGUGCCAGCCCCACCAGUGAUCCUCCAGCCCCCAGAGACGGUUUCUCUCUCUCGGGGAAACACAGCCAGGUUUGUGUGUAACAGCUCUGGGGAGCCUCCCCCGGCACUGCACUGGCUGAAGAAUGGUAAGCCGGUCAAGUCUAACGGAAGGGUGAAGACCCAGAGCCCUGGGGUGCUGCUUAUCAACCAGCUGGGCCUGGACGACGCAGGGUACUACCAGUGCAUCGCUGACAACGCUCUGGGGACGGCCUGCGCCACAGCCAAGCUGUCUGUCAUUGUGAGAGAGGGUCUACCCAGCCCGCCACACCAGCUCUCUGCCACGCCCCACUCCAGCACCACCGCCCUUCUCACCUGGGAACGGCCUGAACACAACAGGGACCAGAUUAUAGGCUUCUCUGUGCACUACCAGCCCACUUCAGGCUCUGAUCACAUGGAAUACCAGUUUGCUGUGAACAACGACACCACAGAGUACCAUGUGAAGGAGCUACUGCCACACACAGCCUAUACCUUCUACGUGGUGGCCUACUCCCCCAUGGGAGCCAGCCGCCCGUCACUGCCCGUCACCGUGGAGAUGCUGGAGGACGUACCCAGUGCCCCUCCACAGCUGUCCCUGCUCAGCACCUCCCCUACAGACAUCAGAGUGAUGUGGCUGCCCCUAUCCUCCCAGCACAGCAGAGGAGCUGUCACCCGCUACCGCAUCGACUACUCCACACUGGAACAAGGCGAGCACAUCGCCAUCUACUGGCACGGAGGCCACAGUACUACACUGCUGUCCUGUGUUAUUAUAACGCUGUCCGUGGACAACGUGUUUUCUGUGGAGGUGGGGGGGAAUGAGACUCAGCUUACCUUGCGAGAGCUACAGCCUAACCAGGCCUAUCGACUGCGGAUGGCGGCGGGAACGGGAGCAGGCUUUGGUGUGCCCUCUGAGUGGUCACAGCACCACACCCCAGCCCACUUUAACCACAGCAUGGUGAUCUUUGCUCCCACAGAGCUGAAGGUUAGGGCCAAAAUGAACUCCCUCCAUGUCACAUGGCAGCCCCCGCCCAAUCACACGCAGAUCUCCGGCUACAAGCUCUUUUGCAGGGAGGUGGUUGGUGAAGAGCUGACCAAUGGGGAGACUCAUCCUGAGAGGGAGCGGGUGAGGAGGAUGGAGGCCCACACCAUCAAGCUCCGCAAGAGGGUCAAACAUCAUGAAGUCUCUAGUCUGGUCCCUGACAGACUAUAUGAAGUGAAGGUGUGGGCCUUCAAUAAGCAGACGGAUGGCUAUGCUGCAGGAUGGAAGGGCAGGACAGAGAAGGCACAUGGCAAAGCACCCCCUAAGGGGAACCCCCCUCCCCUGCCCCCCAGCAGCAUCAAGGCUACAGCCAACAGCUCCACAUCCAUCUGGCUGCGCUGGGAGAAACCUCGCUUCAGCAACGUCCGCAUCAUCAACUACACCGUACGCUGCAGCCCGGCCGGCAUCAGAAACGCAUCGCUUGUGUCCUACUACACCAGCUCUGCUCAGGAGAUCCUCUUGGGGGCGCUAAAACCCUACACCCGUUAUGAGCUGGCUGUGCAGUCCAUUGGAGGAGACGUGGUUGGUCCCUUCAGCGGCACCGUGGAGGAGUCCACUCUCACUGACGUACCCUCCACCCCCCCAGCGGAGCUGCAGCUCAGUGCCUUGGACUCCUCCUCUGUGUUGGUGAACUGGCGUACGCCUGUGGAGCCCAAUGGCAUCAUCAUCAGCUACAGGAUCCUAUACACCAUCAACCUCAGCCAGCCUGAGCAUCUGUGGAACAACCUCUCCCAAGAUGGUGGGUGGGUGGCUGAAGGGACCAUCAUGAGUGCUGAGGUAACAGGGCUGUCUAGUGGUACACAAUACUUCUUUAAGAUGAGGGCGUCCACUGAGGUGGGGGUGGGGCCUUACUCCCCAGUGAAGGAUGUGCGCACUCCUCCCAGGAAAUAUGAGCUGGACAUCCAUGCAGUGACAGGCAUCAUAGUUGGUGUGUGUCUGGGGCUGCUCAGCAUUCUCCUUUGUAUGUGUGUCAGCUUCCGCAACGGCAAGGCCAGAGAGGUGUCUGGAGGGCUGGACUCCACAGCUCUACCUCCACAGUACCGCCGGGGGGGUAGGUCUGUGCCCACCAUGGUGCCAGAAUGCAGUGAUUGCCAUGAGCUAGAGACCCUGAUGCCCCUGGGCAGCCUGGACCAUGACCAUGACCUCGCCCAACCCCUCACAGAGCCCACUGAGGAGCACAGCCUCAUGGGUAAUGUAGGAGUAGGGGACGAUGCCCUAGGAGCUGAGCUCAAGGCUGCUUGGAAUGGGUCAGUUAGUUGUAACUGGGCCAACCGGAUCACCAAAUACAGGGAUACCAUCACAGAGGACUCUCCAACGCUCAACAAUGGAACUUUGGACAUGGCCAACACAGAGAAUGGCAAGGGCGACCCUGAGGACCGACUGGGCUCCUCCCUGUGCAGCAGUAACCAGGUGGAGGCAGAGGUCAUAGUUCACUCUGAGCUGAACGACCUGGAGAAGGAGCAGCAGGAGGCGCGGAGUGACAAGGAUGAGGACUCUCAGGCCACCAGGGGGCCGUCAUUGUCCGAGGCAGCUUACUCCCCAGUCAGACAGCCUGCCCAGGCGGCACAACAUCCAGGGGAGCCAGUCAGACAGCCUGCCCAGGCACCACAACAUCCAGGGGAGCCAGUCAGACAGCCUGCCCAGGCACCACAGCAUCCAGGGGAGCCAGUCAGACAGCCUGCCCAGGCACCACAACAUCCAUCACCAGGGGAGGAGUCCCUAGAGACACAACCCCUGCCCAAGGUCCCACCCGGCCCUGUCCUGGAGCCAGUGUUCAAUCACAAUGGGCAGCCAGAGGGCAUGGUUGGGGGCAUGGUGGGCGUGGCAGCCCAGCUGACUGUAGAUGUGGGGCGGCAUACGGGAACAGGGCUCACCAACGGCUUCCACUCCACCAAGCCCCUGCGGACAGGGCAGGAGACCCUGGGGAACGGGGACUCCAGACACUGCCCCCCUCUCCCGUCCCCCUCUCCUUUCGUCAGCACCGGUCUUGUCCACUCUAACUCUGCAGCGCACAGCUACCUGUGCCCUUAGCAAGAGAAGAAACAAACCCCCACACCAAGACCAGUUGGACUUCUUUCUUUUUCUCAUCCAUGAUGAAUCCAAUUUUUUUUUAAAGCACCUCAGUAUCUGAUUUUCUUCUUCCUGGCUCAGUUUUAUAGGUACUUUGAAUCCAUUGUUUUAUAUGUGUAUAUAUACAGUAUAUAUUUUUUUGUGCUAGUAAGUAUGGGUAUUCAUCUUGUUGCAUAGCAGCAGUAUGUUAGUCUGGCCUUACUCUGUGCUUUGCUACAGGCUCCUGUUACAGAUGACGGAAGCAUAAUGUAGAAAGGAGGAUAUUCCCUUUUUUCAUAAGCCUUGACCUGUUGGUCUCUGAGAUUGAGCGUGGGCGUGUGGUACUUCAAGACCUACCUUUGGUCAACUGAUGAUGUUAGAGAGGCUCUUGAUUCAGCACCAUGGAGGAAGAUAGAGCAGAACCGUGACCAUGUGGCCCUUUCACUCUCACUCUGGCUCCUUUCCAAUGACUGAGCUGUUCCUAUUGGCUGUUCCACUGUAUGGAUGCUCCUGCCCCAGCACCAGGAAAGAAGCCUUAUAUUUAGACACAGAGUGCGGACCUCUUGUCUCUCUCUCUCCAACCUCCUGCUGUCUCAGGAACCACACACAUUCCCUGACUGGGGGUCUCCCUGACUUGGGGGUCUCAGGUGCCUAAUACUUUUAGGUGCAUUUUUAACCUCUGUAUAUUUAUAUAGAUGAUUAUAUUCAAUAAGAAUAGGACAAAUAUGUUGAAAAUGAAGAAAAAGGAAAAUAAAUGAGGCAAUUGAAGAAAAUUUGAAGGAACCGCAUACAGUACAUGUAGUUGAUAUAGGUUGCAUUAUUCUGGGGGGGGGGACUAGAUGAGAUGUGUAGGUGUAUGAUAAAAUAACACAUCUUAAGCAGUGGUCUCCUGGUUUUGCUCCCAGUCAACAGCACUACCUCAUUUCUUUACAGGAUGGUUUGUUGGUGAUUUUAAUUGUGUCAUGCAGAUAGGUGCAACUUUUAGAAUCUGCUUUUUAACUGUUUGAUUCAUAGCCUUCAAUACUUUCAGGAAUAACUUCUUGUCCUCUUCUUUCUAUAUACAUCAAUUUGUAUUACCUACAGGAAAUGACACGUAUGGUACAUAACGGACUGUCUCAGAUCUCUGUUUAUUGCCCUUUUCCUCAUUAUCGGUUGUCCCAUUCGAUCUGGGUUUCCAGCUGUCGUCACCCCACUCAAUGUUACAUCUACUUUGGACGGGAGAAGAAAAACAUUUUUAAUUUACCAGUUACCUCAAAUCACUUUUCACCUUAGGUAAAUCAUGCAGCAGUUUAGUUACCAGGCCUGCUAUAUGGUAGUCUGUUACUAGACCUACUACAGAGGAACAAGCCUCCGUCGGGAGGCCUCACCCGUUGUGAUGCUAUCUGACUCAUCCUCUCUCAGCUGUGUCUGAGCUCCUCCCUCUGCAGGUGGGGGGGAUGGUAAUAUCAUAGAGAAAUAAACCUAGAAACCACUUCUAUUUUCAGCCAUA
Messenger RNA from Salvelinus namaycush (lake trout), 5850 nucleotides. It is a transcript of the gene igdcc4, whose product is annotated as immunoglobulin superfamily, DCC subclass, member 4. Gene Ontology annotation, molecular function: protein binding. Gene Ontology annotation, biological process: cell-cell adhesion; axon guidance. The transcript has 20 exons. The record is from RefSeq and is a predicted model, not a curated record. Lineage: Eukaryota; Metazoa; Chordata; Actinopteri; Salmoniformes; Salmonidae. Gene Ontology annotation, cellular component: axon; plasma membrane. The coding region runs from base 234 to 4343 and encodes 1369 amino acids.